AUGGAGAAAGCAGGAAACACUGCGUCCUUGCGCAGCAUGGCGCCACAUUGGAGCUUGGCUGGGGACAAACAGCUGCUUAAUGCUUUACAAGAUAUUCAUCAGAAAAUAAUAACCCGAUGCCAAGAAACUAACACAAGAUUGGAAGAAAUGAUAACCUCACUUGAUGGCGCCAACAUAGACAUGCAAAAUGUCAACAACAGAUUUAUGGCUCUGAGCACCAGACAAUUCGUUGAAAGUCGGGUCUACGACGACGAUGUGGAUGUGACGACAGAAAACCCACAAAAGCAUGAAAAGUCUACCAUUCAACCAGAGCCGGAAUCGGAUCUUGCAAAAUUGAAGCAGAGUCUCAAGAUUCUGGAAUCUAUGCACGAGAGUGUCCGAAUUCUCGACAGUGAUAGCGGGUCCGAUACGGAUGAUGAUGAUGGCAGAAUGGUUUACAAACCUAAAGACUUGUAUACCCAGAGACCUCUACCUCAUAUCAUUGGAUCGUACGCUUGGAAGAAUAAAUGGCACGCUGGCAUUAUUCCGGAGGACAGCGACACCGACAGCUCUAUAUCAAAGCCAGGCGACGACGCCAUGUUGGAACAGUACUCUGAAUCCGAAUCCGAGCAGACUGACACACGGACUGACAAAUUGCACCCGCCUCCAAGAACGAUCUCGUCAAGUAGUUCUGUAGUGGAUUCGGAGCCAAGUGGUCCAGCUGCUCCGGUCAGUCAAGCUGACAUUGCGGCAGAGUUGGCGCGCAAAUUGGGCGGGAACUUGCCUGAAAUACCUCAGACAUCAGCUGAACCAGAAUUCACCUCUCCUGAGCCGGCUCAGAAAAAAAUUUACAAACCACAAAAACCAGAAACAUCCACAAUUUUCUUUGACGAGCCGCCACCUUUAGAACAAACCUAUCAAUCCGAUAAAGAAGAGAACAACUAUGAUGAAGACGACGAUAUAUUUGCCGAGUUACACAGAAAGAAACCAUCCUUCUCUACUGCUAAUGAUCAAAGUCGUGUAAACGAAGAUUUAUUUGGUGGUUUAAAUCAUUCACGAGAUGUUGUUGAUGAUCUAUUUGGUAUAGAUAAGAAUAACUUGAGCGUAUCUAAUAAAAGUGAACAAAAUAUUGAACAAAGUAGUGAAGCGGAAAAGAAACCCAUCGGUGGUAUAUCACUCUUUGGAUCUAUUAAAGGAACCGAGAGUAUCGCUGCAGCAAUUUUAAAGCGCAAUCAACGUAAGUCGUACAGUUCAGAUGAAGAAAGUGGAAACGAAGUAUAUAAUAGUAAACAGAACCUUUCUAAAGACACAAAGGGAACUACCUCCGAAUCUAGUGAGAAUGCAAUAAAAGAAAACAAACUUGCAAUCAAAAAUAAAUCAAACGAAACUGAAAUUGAAAGAAAAACAACUUUGAAACCGGAGAAAGACGUCCUACGAGAUAUUUUUGAUAAAAACAAAAAGUCUAAACUCAGUAUCGAAAAUAAUUUAACAAAACAAGAUCCAGUUGCAAAAGAUAAUAAUAAAAUAGAUCUCUUUAGUGAUAAUAUUUUUGAUGACGUUGAUAACAUCUUCAUGGAUAAUGUUGUCAGAGCGCCUAUAAAAGAGGCUGAUAAAAAUGUUAAGUCAAUAUUUGAUGAUGAUGAUGAUGACGAUUUAUUUGCCGACAUUGCAAUUACACAACAUAAAACAUCGAACUCUGAAGGCACUCAUAACAAAGUUAAAGUUUUAUUCGAUAGUGACAAUGAUGAUGAUUUAUUUUCUGAUACGCGUAAUAAAGCUUUUGUUCAACAAGCAGCCAGUAUAAAGUCGGAGAAUAUUAACCCAGGAAGUAGUGCUAUAAUGAUCAGUAAUAAAGAAACGAAAAGUCUAUUUGAUGACAGUGACGAUGAUAUUUUCUUUAAUGUCAAAAGUAGUUCAAGUAACAUAAAUGAAGUCAAUUUAAAUGAGAGUAAACAAGAAAAGGAACCUGUUAAUAGUGUAGAUAUUACUAAAGAUACAAACUUAAGUAAAGAUGAUGAUAAUAACAACUUAUUUUCUAGAAACAGUUUCAUGGAAAGUAGUGAAUUAGGUAAUAAUACAGAAGGAAAUACCAUUACUGUAAAUAUAAAAUCCGAACAAAUAAAUAAUAAAUGCAGUGGUGAGGGAUACAUAAAUUCUACUUAUACUGACAACCAUAAUGUCUCCUUAACUCCAAACUUAAAUUCUACUUGUCAGAAUAGAGAAUGUGGUCCUGCAUUAUUUGGCCAUGAAGAACCAGAUGAUUUAUGCAAUCCACACUUAAAUUCUAAUAUUGAAUGUAGUCCUGCACUGUUUGACGAUGAAGAAGCAGAUGAUUUAUUCAAUAAUAAAAGUAAGAAAGAAAACGAAUUUGGUAGCACUUAUUUGAAUUGCGAAAAAGAAAAUGAGUCAAGAAAUAACACGAACACGAUGAACGUAGAAAGUUUGAACAACAAAAAUGAAGGUAUUCAUACCUUACCUAAUAUUCAUAUUAUUGGUAGUAUUAAUAUAACCAAGUCAGAAAAUAAAUCUGAUAUGUCGGAAAUCGUAACUUCAGCUCAAUCAAAACCAAAGGAUGAUAUUUCUCCCAUCACGGUGCAAAAACCUCAUAAUGAUAAUCUUGGAGUUAGUAAUAAAAAUGACACAUUUGACGAUAAUAUAAGUAAUUCACCUUUGCCUCAAUCGCCACUUUUCUACAAACCAGAUAUUUUUAGUGAUAUAUUUAACGAUGUUCCUCCAGAUUUCGAAAAACCAAAGGAACCUAAAAAAAGUAAAAAUGUUAAUGCACUUUUUGAUGAUGAUUCUGAUGACGAGGCACUAUUUUUUAAAAAAGACGAUAAUAUCUCUGAUGAGAAACCUGAUCUGAGUUCUCCUGCGAAACACGAUAGUUUGUUCAGGAUAUUUAGUGAUGAACCCCCAGCUAUUGAUGUGAAUGUUACUCAAAAAAAUAACGAUGUUCAAAGCACUGAAUAUGAAGAGUAUAAAAAACUUGAUUUAAAGGAUUUAGAUGAUUCAUUUAUUCACCCUAUUCAGAAUGAAAUAAAUGAUCAUAAAAAGCAGAGAAACUUACAACAGAAAGAAACAGACCUUAUCGAUGAUCUUACCGAAAAAGUUAUUAAUACUGAAAAUAUAAAAUCUAUAGGAAAAUUAAAAGGUAUGAAUUUAAAUAUCAAUGUAAAUACGCUACUGCCUGGUGCUUCUCCAAAAAAAUAUAAGCUUAUUGAAGAAAGUUAUGAACAAAACAUUUCUACAAAAAAUAUUGAUACGAACUCUUUAAUGAAAAAUACUGAAUCAAAACUUGAAAAAUCGGUCAGUUUUGAAGACGAUGCUAAUUCAGAGUUGCUUGAUAAUAAAUUCUCAAAAGAAAGAGCUAAAAUACAAGUCAAAAGACGCCCUUCAACAAGAAGAGCUCGACGCGAGGCCGUUAAGAAUUCUGAAAUCGAUUUCGGCAGUAAAAAUUCAACAGAUAAUACAAGUUCUGUAGGUAAACCUGUUGCAACACCGGAUGAAAAAGUUGAACGUACAGUAGUAUAUCAUACUGAUGAAAAAUCAAGUAAAGUAAAAGAUGUUAAAUCGAAAAUUGUAUAUAUCUUAAACGAUGAAGACAUUUUUUCAAAUGUAAAUAGUGACGAAAGCGUUUCUCAAAUUUCGAAGACGUCUGUGUUAAAUAAGUUAGAAAAUCAACAGCAUUUUAAAAGUAAUACUAUUUUGAAUUUUGAUGAUGGUGACGAUCUUUUUAGAAAUGUUAAGGUUCCUAAAGCUGAAAGUUCUGCUGUAGUCAAUUCAUAUGAAAAAGUAGAGAUUUCAAAUAAUAUGAUAAGUAACUUAAGCAGUGUUACUAAUGUAGUGGCUCAACGUAAAGUAGACAAAGAAAACAGUAAUGUUUCUAUCAAAGCCGAAGCCAAUAUUGAUAAACCUAAUAAAACUAAAAUGUCUAUUUUUGAUGAUAUGAGUGAUGAAGAAAGGGAACUUUUCCUUAGUAAAAAGCCAAUUGUCUCAAAAACGAAAAACAUUUUUGGGUCAGAAAGUGAUGAAGAGCUUUUUGCAAGCAAAAAAUCAACGGAACAGCUCGAAGAUAAGCUAAAACCGACAACUGUUAAAGUGGAAGUGAAAAAAUCGCUUUUUGACGACGACAGCGACGAUGAACUAUUUGGCGGUAAAAAGAGUAGUACAGGUAGUAAUCCAUUAUUUUCUAAAGCAAAAGAGGAAAAACCAUCUCACACACAGUCUGUUAUUGAGGAUCCAUUGUCAAUGGUUACGGACGAUAAUUUCAACAAUGACGUAUAA
Parnassius apollo (apollo) is the source of this 4263-nucleotide messenger RNA. The record is from the annotation of a GenBank genome assembly. NCBI's taxonomy places the organism in Eukaryota, Metazoa, Arthropoda, Insecta, Lepidoptera, Papilionidae.